Trichosurus vulpecula (common brushtail) is the source of this 3948-nucleotide messenger RNA. It is a transcript of the gene GET4, whose product is annotated as guided entry of tail-anchored proteins factor 4. Gene Ontology annotation, molecular function: protein binding. The record is from RefSeq and is a predicted model, not a curated record. NCBI's taxonomy places the organism in Eukaryota, Metazoa, Chordata, Mammalia, Diprotodontia, Phalangeridae. Gene Ontology annotation, biological process: protein insertion into ER membrane. Bases 313 to 1299 code for a protein of 328 amino acids. The transcript has 9 exons. Gene Ontology annotation, cellular component: BAT3 complex; cytosol.
ACAUGGAGAUUGUGAUGUCACUCGCCUUCCCCGUCCCCCGUCUUGGGGCGGGGCGGUUGUAGCUCCUCCUCCGUUGGGAUGCGGCUCGCCCCAGUCGGCCUCCUCCCUCCGCCUGCCGCCGUCGCCGCAUCCCCUCCCAUGAGGUCACGUGGAAUGGCACAUCGCCGACACGCCCGCUGAAGCGCCUUCGACUGUUCCCUGCAAGCCACCGUAGAAGCCCUCGGGCCGCCGCCAGGACGGAAGCCGGGGAGGUUGGAGGGUGACUACAGGCUGCGGCAGCCUCAGCGCCUGCUCUCUGCGCGGGCCCCCGGGAUGGCGGCAGCAGCUGCGGCGAUGGCCGAGCAGGACAGCUCCCGGAACAGCGCCCGGAACCGGGGCGGGGUCCAGCGGGUGGAGGGCAAGCUCCGCGCUAGUGUCGAGAAGGGCGAGUACUAUGAGGCACACCAAAUGUACCGGACCCUGUUCUUCAGAUACAUGUCACAAGGCAAACACAUAGAAGCAAGAGAACUAAUGUACUCAGGGGCAUUGUUGUUCUUCAGUCACAGUCAACAAAACAGUGCUGCCGAUCUUUCCAUGCUGGUUUUAGAGUCCUUGGAGAUAUCAGAUGCGAAAGUAACUGAUGAGCUAUUGGAAAAUUUGGCUAAAGUGUUUAGUUUGAUGGAUCCAAAUUCUCCAGAAAGAGUGGCAUUUGUAUCCAGAGCACUGAAAUGGUCCAGUGGUGGAUCAGGGAAAUUGGGUCAUCCAAAACUACACCAGUUAUUGGCCAUCACGCUCUGGAAAGAACAGAAUUAUUGUGAGUCUCGGUAUCAUUUCCUGCACUCCACAGAUGGAGAAGGAUGUGCGAAUAUGUUAGUAGAAUAUUCUGCCUCUCGAGGAUAUCGCAGUGAGGUGGACAUGUUUGUAGCACAGGCGGUCUUACAGUUUCUCUGUUUAAAAAAUAAAAGCAGUGCUUCAGUGGUAUUCACAACAUAUACACAGAAACAUCCUUCAAUACAGAAGGGACCUCCAUUUGUACAGCCCUUGCUCAACUUCAUCUGGUUUCUGCUGCUGGCUGUUGAAGGAGGCAAACUAACCGUAUUUACAGUAUUAUGUGAGCAGUAUCAGCCCUCACUCAAAAGAGAUCCCAUGUACAAUGAGUAUCUCGAUAGAAUAGGACAGCUCUUUUUUGGAGUACCACCCAAGCAGACGUCAUCCUAUGGAGGCUUAUUAGGGAACCUUUUGAACAGUCUUAUGGGAUCAGGGGAGGAAGAGGAUGCAGAAGAUGGUCAAGAAGAUAGCAGUCCUAUUGAACUUGAUUGAAAACUUUUCACUAGGAACUGCAUGAAUCAGACAACUUGAUAACUCAAAAGACAUUUUCAGAAUAUGAGCCCUGAAAUUUCGUUUUUCACAACUAGGAGGGCUCUCCAUUCUGUUAAAAGAAGGUUGCUGAGAUGUUUAUAAUGUUUGGUCUAUAUUAUUUAUGUAAAAAGGGUAGCCAGAAGAAGUGAUUGGAGUGAUUGUUAGCAGCCUUUCAGUAUGCUGACCAGUGACUUUUGAUUGAGUUAUAUAGUCAUUUAUGGUUUCAAAUGCAGUAUUCCUUUUCAGAUUAAUACAAAAUAAAGCACAGGCAUUACUGUUACUUUACCCUUUCAAAAUCAUUUUGUUUCAGUUUCUUAUGGGGGAAAAAUAACACAUUAACCUUUGCUGUCACAAAGGAAUGUCUUGAAAGGCAGGGUAGUUUUUAGCUUUUUCUCCAAGCCUGGUGCCAAAUGUGUUUCAAGGCAUGCCAAAAGAAAGGGUACAUUUCAUUAGCUAGAUAACAUCAAGCUAAGUCCCUUUUGGAGUGCCGCAAAUUUUUGGAAAACAAAAGAGUUGACUGUCUCAAAUCACAAUGUAACUUGUGCCCAUCAAAACUCAUUUUUUUUAACCUUUCAAAUGUGUGUGUUCCGAGUUUUGCUUUCAUUUGAAUGGAUCUUUGUAGUAUGUAGAUAAAAGGCUGAAGAUACUGAAGUCCAUCCUACUGGUUUUAUACAUAACACUCUCAUGUUGUUGAUCUCACUCCUUCAUCCAUGGGACUUUGCUGCCUUUGAUGGACUUUGACAGUGUUAGUUGUGUAUGUGUGUAAGGUGACAGUUGUGUUUAAUAAAGCAAGCCAGCAACCCCUGCCUUUUUCUCUAAGUACAACCACUUUUGAAAUGUCAUUUAAAGAAAAGGGAUACUGCAGAACUUUAAUUUCUAUCUUAAUGCAAUAUUUAUUUUUAUUGGGUGAAUGAUCCUUUAACUUAACAUUUUAGAGAAAAAAGACCUGAAAUUACAGAAGUAACUGCAGACCGGGAAUUAGCAAGUCUACAUUUUAUCACCUUACGAUGCAGUGCAGUAUGCCAGAUAUUACCAAUAUAAUUACAAAAGGGGGUGGGGGGAAACACUUUAUUUUUUCACAGUUAAAAGACGUAGAUUAAUACACAGUGAUCAUGCAUGGGGAGGAGGGAAAUACAAUUUUAUUUACUGUAAAAGCAAAUGGAAUUUAAAGGAAGGUUUUGUGUUAAUGUUAAGUUUAAAUAAAUACUUUAUACUGGGACUUGAAUCACUGUUGAUUUUUGAAAUAGCUAAAUGGGGAGGGGGGUGUAUCAUUUUAAGCCUUUUUCUCUCCAACAUGAAAAGACUGAGUACUAUAUUCCAUCAAAUUUCUGAUGGGUAGGAGCAGCAGCUAGCCGUAUGCUGCUCUUUAAGUUGCCAGGCCUUGCUUCUUUUCCCAAGGCUGGGCUAGCUUAUUUCAAUAAGCUGUAAAUGUACCCCAUGUCUGUAACACAGAUAUACUUCUAGUGUAGGUCAGGUGGUGAGAUGUUCUUUAUUGAGCAAUGAUGGUACACAGAAAACAUCAAUUCACACACACACCCACACCCACACCCACACCAGGAUCCUAGGAUUUAGAGGAAGAGAUUUUGGAGGCCAUUUCAUCCAAACUACCCAUUUUACAGUUGAGACUGAGGUGAGGACUAGAAAAGGGAAGUGACAUCACGUAGGUGGUGAAGUCUAGAUUUGAAUCCAGGAUUUCCGAUUCCAAAUCCAGUAUUCUUUUUAAUAUACUAUACUGGCAUAGGUGUUUUCUAUCUGUCAGUGAAGCUUAAAUUUAUUAUUUUUUUUUAGUUUCCCCAUUCCUGGCAUAGAGCAUCUACACUUAGAAAUCAUCUAGAAUGAGUAUAAUUAAAACUUUGGUGUGAGGAAAUGCCGAGAUACUUAAGACAAUAGUGUAAGUACUUCCACUUAGUAAAGACCCUUUGAAAAAUGUUGGUGGUUCUGUCUACUUGCUGUAAAAAUUAACAUUACUCCAUCCAACUACUAAGAGACCUUCCAGCAGCUCUUAGGCUUAUGGCUCAUUAGUGUUGUCUACAAAGUAGCCGGAAAUUUCCUUGUUGUGCUGCUAUUAGGUACCCAUCAGAUUCUCCAGAGAAUUAAAGGCUUUGAUAAUGACUUGAUUACCAACCCUACCGCUUUUCUUUUUUCUUUUUUACUUUCAUGUUUCACUUGAUUUUUAACCAGAAAAUGUUUGGAAAUUAAACCCCCUUUGUAGCCUAGGUGUUCGUAAGAUAAUAGUGAUGGGGCAGAUUGGCCGUGUUACAAUCACACAAUCAUGUACCUUGUACCGUUACUGUAAUGUAUUCAAGCAUGUGCAGUAAUAAGCCUGUCAAUAAAACCUUUCCAGCCUAUCAAGUGUGUGCAAGUUAGAGAUAUGACAUCAUCUGAUUGGACUCUGUAGAGUGAUUGUACUAAGUGUAAUGUUAGCAUUCUGUUUCUUGCCACUAAUUCUACUUCUGUACAGAUUUUUUUCUUAAAUGUUUCCUCGUGUCCCCAAAUAGAUCACGUGUGGUUGUGGGAAGAAUCCUGAGCUUUCUAUAGUCAGAAAAUUCUACUUCACAGCUCCAGAUGCAGAGAGAUGUAAUAAACCAAUAAAUCAAAAUUUGAAAUGAA